AUGAAUGAAGGGGUUGAUUGGAAAAGUGAGGUAGGCAAAGUGUGGGCUAAAAUGGAAAUCGGUGUGGGAAGAAAAAGUAUGAGAAAAAUUGGAGGCUUGGAUGAGAAUGGAAAAGGGCUGGUUUUAGUGGAAAUGGAUGGAUUUAGCAAAAAGAAGGAGGUUAUGCUGGCAAAGAGUAAGCUAAAAGGAGAGAUAGUAAGGAUAGAGGAUGACCUAACGUUCGAAGAGAGAAGGGUCAAAAAUAUCAUCAUUGAGGAAGCUAUGAAGGAAAGAGCGCUUGGCAAGACGGUGAAAGUGAGGUACAUGAAAAUGUGGGUGAAUGGAGUCUCAGACGUGUGCCGCCCGGCUAUCUCUGCCACUUCCAGAGGCUGGCAACGUAACGUUACGCACAUAUUUUUAAUUAUAAUCACUGAAAAAUAUUGGUGCGUGCUGGGAUCGAACCCGGGUACCACUCUUUCGGAAAGCGAGCACCGAGCCGACCAGGCCAUUGCCAACCUCUGA
Messenger RNA from Cotesia congregata, 501 nucleotides. NCBI's taxonomy places the organism in Eukaryota, Metazoa, Arthropoda, Insecta, Hymenoptera, Braconidae. The record is from the annotation of a GenBank genome assembly.